This is a messenger RNA of Mytilus trossulus (common blue mussel), 1765 nucleotides long. RefSeq lists its product as uncharacterized. The transcript is spliced from 4 exons. The coding region runs from base 154 to 1497 and encodes 447 amino acids. The record is from RefSeq and is a predicted model, not a curated record. Lineage: Eukaryota; Metazoa; Mollusca; Bivalvia; Mytilida; Mytilidae. Gene Ontology annotation, molecular function: nucleic acid binding.
CGUGCCUUUCCCCGAACUUAAUUUUCCCUCUAAACAUUAGCACAUGAUUUCUACACAAACAGACAAACAAACUCCUAAUCAACAACUUAUAAAGGAUAACACGAUGCAUGAUAUAAGUCAUAUUACACCUAAGCGAAAGUAGCUUAAACCAAUAUGUUUAAAAUAGAUGCUUUUCGCACUAAAAUGUUACGUUCGUUGAUUUCUAAGAUUGAAACCUGUCGAAUUUUGCCAUGCCAUAUUCAUUCUCAGAGCAAUAAGACAGAGAGAGAAAGACUUUUAGCAAAACUGCUAACAAAGCAUUAUGUGCCUGAUAUCGAGACUGUAAAAAGUUACAAAAUAAGAUUUCCUGAGCCUGUCAAACUGAUAGAGGGAUUAUAUCAGCCAUUGAAAGAAUCACGUAGAGUAGGAGCACUAUCUUUUCACUGUACAUCAAAGUUUGAUGGCAGAUUAUGGAAGGCUUGUCUCCAGUUAACAUUUCCAUUAAGAUUUACUUGUGUUGGUGUACAUUCAGACCUUGAUAAAGCUAAGGAAAAUGCAUACCUUGAAGCCUGUGAAAUGUAUUGGUAUUUAGGUCUCUUAUAUAACAAUGGGUGUGUAACUCCAGAGAGGCUUUGGGAACUUAUAGAACAGAUGUAUGUAGAAAUUGAUGGACCACAAGUCAGACGAGAAAAAAACUUUUAUUAUUGUACUAGUCAAAUUGUUAUGGAUGGAAUUAGUAGCUGGUUGACAGAAAUUAAAAUUCGCUGGCCACUGAUAUUAUGUGUGAAUGCAACUGGAACCUCUCCAUACAACAGUCAGUUUGAAGCAGCAUUACUAGCUGCUAUACAGCUCAAGUGUCAUUGCUUUCUUGAUGGAAAAAAUAACUUAAAAUCUCCACAGAGGAGAAGUCUAAGGAAAAGUGUUUUGUUUAAUGAAUUUGUACCGAGUUUAGAGAAUUUUGAUGCAGAUUGUAUAAUUCAUGUAGAUGCUUCCUUUUAUGGAUUUGGUGCAUAUUUGAACAUUAAAAAUGAAGGUAAGGUCCGUUGGUUUACAGAACUUUGGCCGCAGGAAGUACAAUCGAAAUACUUGUCUUUUCAAGUUAAAACCUUCAGUUCAAGGUUUGCAGAAAUGUAUGCCUUUGUCACAGCCUGUUAUACAUGGAAACAUAAGUUUGUCAAUAAGCGUGUUCUCUGUUAUUCGGACUGUCUGUCAACUGUAGACAUUGUAAAUAGAGGAUUAUAUGUGAACAGGAAAAUAUAUUCUAAAUAUUCAAAGUUAACAAGAAUUCUACAAUCAUUAGUGGACAAUUAUAACAUUGAAUUUUUAGCCUGUCACAAGCAAAGAGAAUCAAAUAGACUAGCAGAUUUGUUAUCAAGACAUUGUGUAGAAGAAUUUAGGAAAGAAAUUCCAGAAGCUUUCCAGAAAUCAAAGAAAGUUAAACAACUUACAUUUUGUUAUCCACUGGUUGAAAAUGACAGAGUAAAAAAUCUAGAAAACCAUCACAAAGAAACAAAAUAAAAGAAAGAAAAUUUUAUACAGAUUCAUAAUUAAGCUUAAUAUCAUAUGCUUAUUUACUGGUUAUGAGGAAAAUACCAAAUUUGUUGUCCCCUCACAGAUGCUGUCCAGGGGACUAAUUCGAUUGCUUUUAUUUUUUGGUCACUGUAAUGAAUCUCAAUCAUCAAUGGCAAAGAAUUCUAUUACCUAAUACAUCUAAUAGGUCCAAUAUUUUUGCUAAAAAGUCAACAUUACAUAUAUUUUUGUUUAAAUAAUAAAGGUUGAUCAUGUC